Messenger RNA from Rattus norvegicus (Norway rat), 9496 nucleotides. RefSeq names its product sortilin-related VPS10 domain containing receptor 2 (gene Sorcs2). Gene Ontology annotation, cellular component: cytoplasmic vesicle membrane; postsynaptic density membrane; dendrite. The record is from RefSeq and is a predicted model, not a curated record. Gene Ontology annotation, biological process: long-term synaptic depression; intracellular protein transport. Lineage: Eukaryota; Metazoa; Chordata; Mammalia; Rodentia; Muridae.
AGGAGGAGGAAGGGAAGGAAGAAGAGGAGGAGGAAGGAGGAGAGGAAGAAGAAAAAGGAGAGGAGAAGGAGAAGAUGGUCAGGGUUGGUUGGACACUUGUCUGUCAUGUGCAAAGCCCUGGGUUCCAUUUCCAGCAUUGGGAGGAAUGAUAGGGACAGUGGUCUUUACUGGAUGUACAGUCAAACCACCCUGGAAACUUCAGAUGGCCGAAUGCUAUAGUUGGUCUCCAUCUCAGAAAACUUGAGACCAGGAGUUUUUCUUCUUUCCCAGGCAAGUCGAGUUAGUUAGUUAUUAUUUAUUUUUAUGUAUGUGAGCACACUGUAGCUGUCUUCAGACACACCAGAAGAGGGCAUCAGAUCCCAUUACAGAUGGUCGUGAGCCACAUGUGGUUGCUGGGAAUUGAACUCAGGACCUCCGUGGGAGCAGUCAGUGCUCUUAACCACUGAGCCAUCUCUCCAGCCCCCCUCCCCCUACAGGCAAGUCUAAAAUGCUGCCCGAGACACUGGAACAGAGCUGCACUUCAAGUUUGGGAUGUGCGAGCUCUACCAGACGAUGUGCUAAAACCUAAGCCCUGGGUCAUACCUGGGGGAUCUUGGCUUUCUAGGUCUAGUUUCCUGAAAACAUUGCACAUGCUGGCCCAGGCACCGAGCUUUGAGAAGCACAAGGUCAAGGCAGGCUGGGCCUAUUUGACAGGUGAGGCAUCUGAGGGGCAGGUGGAGGUGUAACACCUGGGGAAGUAGGACACUGACUAGUCAGGGUCCCUUACUGUGUCCCAUGUGAGCUUCUGGUGGGGACACAUUCUCUACUAUCUACGAUAUGUGAGGUAAGUCCGCCUGGAGUCACACUGGCUUGCUGUGGACAUUCAGGAGCAGAGACUGAGGUCAUCACUGGACUGAGUUUCAAACUCUCCCCUUGGAGCAUAUACUUAGUGUCACUGUGAGGCCGUGAAGUCCCAGGAGCAGGAUCAACCUUUGAUUCCUUGUAGGGUAUGAAGCAGGGAGCAGAGCCAGAGGAUAUCUGGGGUAGACAGUAUCUCAGUAUCUCUGUAUUUUGAAGACCAGGAGCUUUGUAGCUUUGAAGAGGAUUGCAUUUCUGAUUCCCAAGCACGGGCAAUGCUGAAUCAUACCAUCUGCAUGUGCUUGGAUCCACAGACUCCUUCAGGGCUUCAUGUACAGCAUGGCUAUCAACCCUUCACGUCCUAUGUCUGCUGCGCCUCUGGCCACCCUGGCAUACAUUGCUGACAGUGCAUGCCCUCUUUACUCUAGCUGGAGACAUCAGAUGUGACGCCCAGAGGUGGCCGGUCAGCUUCCUCUGCUGUCUACACAUCCCUCCAUCUCUCUCUUGCAUCUAUGUGCAAGCCUUUGCCGUGGAUGUCUGAGGAAGGUUAAUGCACAGUGAUCGGAAGUGGAGUGAAAGAUCUCUGCAGAGUUUUCCUUCCCUCUGUUCCAGCCCCCACAUCUCUAGCCCUUUGGAGGAGUUGCCUCCUAAGUGGUCUCUAUGCCCGUCCUCAAGGCCAGGAAAGCAGCUAUAAAAAAGCUAAUAAUCUCACUCCCCUGCUUCAAACACUCCAGCUACACUCGGUCAGCCUCUGAAUAUCAAUUGAGCCACUCCUGGGCACAGCAGUAAGAUCAGCACUCAAGGGCUCUUCCCUCAGCCAGGACAGCACCCGUGGUGGCUGUGGCUGGCUCCCUCUUGACACUUGCUUCUUUGGUUGACAGUUCCAUGUUACCUCACAAUAAAGUGGGGCUUCCCCUCCUCCUCAGAUUCACCCUUCAUUACACAGUACCUUUCCUUUCUCCUGGGUGCUAGCCAAUCGCUGAGGUAGGCCUUUUAAUAAAGCAUCUGUCCAUUCUGCCAGACCUGAGCCUCCUCUCCUUCAUCAGGGUCCCUGGAUCCAGCCAUGGCUGUAAACGGAGUGAUCCUAACAGCUUUGGGCUCAUCAUGGAAGAGAUGAGCCAGACGUCCUCUUCUAAGUCCCUGUGUCCUCUCUGGAGCAGAGGCAGUAGAUUGUUUUGGAAAGAGCCCCAGCAGGGCAUCACACCUCUGUGCCAGGCCUGGACUCUUCUAUUCAUGGGGGACCUUGACCAAGUCUCUGUGACCUGAGUCUCAGAUAGGCUGGGAUGGCCAGUGGUGGCUCCCAUCUCCCUCUGACCGGGUGGCAAGUGCCUGCAUGGUGUAGUGUCCCAGAGCCCCUUCUCCAGAUGAUAAGAGGUAUAGGUGGUAUAAAAGGCACCAUCUCUGAUCACAGCACCUGGGUCAGAGUCUGGGUGACUUCAGGCUGUGACUGAACUUUUGAAUGUUUCCUCAUUUGUAAAUGGGGACAGUUCUACCCACUACCUGUCCUAGUCAUGACCUGCCAGGCACAGAGGCCCCUAGGGAAUUCCCGGACACAUGGUAGGUGUUCAGUAUUCUGUCAUGUCCUGAGGCUUUCUCUUAUUACUUAGAAGCUUUUUGAAAAAUUAAAGCACAACAAAGCACCUUAUACUCUGAUGGUAUACAGUUGUGACUUGGAACCCCCUUCACCGCCACCUCAGAUCUAGGAAAGGCACAUCAUCUAGUUUCCUGUCCUUCCCCACCCCCUCCAGCCCCAUACUGUCUGUCUCUGCUAGCCUUUCUUUGCUAGACCAAAUGUUGCCACAGCUGUGCACCCUCUCUUCUUGCCUGGCUUUGGACUUCAGCUCCUGAAUUUUUCGGGUUGGAAGUUUAUAUCAGGGUGCACCCUGGGCACAUUCCACAGGAGGAGGCCCGGCAGGAACUCCAGUCCUGUUCAGUGCUCCGCACAUUGGAGCCCUAGCAACGCCCGCCUGUGCUGAACAGGAACUCCUGGAGAGGGCACUGGAGUUCAACCUUGAUAGCAAAUUCAGACUUUGCUGGAUACUUGGUUCUUUGCUCUAUUAGGUUUUCUGGAGUGAAGAGACCCAGUAGACAGCGGGGCCUUUCAGUGUCUAUCUCUAAGACUCCCUGACUCCCGGACCCUGAGCCUGAGAGGAUGAGCCUUGGCCUGACCGAGGGGACAAAGCUCAAUUGCACUCUUGGCCUUAGUUGGGCAGCCUCCUGCUUUGUGUCCUGGAUGGCAGAGGGGCUGGCAGUGAUGGCGGCUUUUAUUGGCAUUGAAUUAAAGACGUGGUGAGCUCUGGGUCUAGUUUCCACAUGUUCUGUGCUGGCCUACCCCGUCUGGCUGGGACCCCACCUCUCUGUUCUUCUCUCCUUGCUACCUCUACACAGGUGUAAUAUUCUGUUCAGGGGUUCCCCGGGAGGUGGGAGAUAAAGCCAAAGUCUGAGGUACUGAGUUGGUUUUAGUUGACACCCCAAGGUUCCUGCACUGUCCUCAGCUGCCUGGAACAUCUCUCCGGUUUUCAUGACUCGCGGGCAUCCCCUUGACUCUCUCCAGCAGCGCCCAGAGGAGGCGCUCUCCCCACCUCUGCAGACCGGCUGCUCUGGAGUUGUUUGGCCUCUAAGCGGACUAGUUGGGUGUGGCCCGUUUCCCUUUGUUGCACCCCGUUGUGCCCCAAGUGCCUGGAACUCUGUCUGGUCAAGUGCAGCUGCUUCGUAAACGCCUCGAGAAAUCAGGGAGGAUGGAAAGAGGGUGAGAGAGGAGGAUCGAGGAUAAGGUUGGGAGUCACUGUGAAGGAAGGAAGGGGUCUUGGAGGUGUGACUGCGCUCAGGACAUCCUGGCCCGGCCUGGCCCGGCCCAGAGCUGCGGAGGUUCGCCCGCGGCCGGCAGGUGGCGGUGCUCCCUUGGCUGCGUGGCGGCGUUGAGUCCCCUCCUCCCGCGCUCCCUCCCUCCCGGCUCCUUUCUCUGCGCUCUUGCUCAAGCUUCCAGCGCCCUCCCGCUCUCGCGGCCGCGGUGUCGCCCGUACCGCCCCGCCGCUACCUACCGGCGACCAUGGCGCACCGGGGAACCCCGAGCGCCCCGAAGCGUCCUGGCCUUACUGCGCCGGAUCGGAGCUCCCAGGUUCUGCUGCCGCCGUGCUGGCCACGUUCGUGGCCGCUGCUGCUGCUGCUGCUGGUGCUGGUGGCUGCCUGCGGAGCGAUGGGGCGCUCCCCCCAGCCCGGGCGCUGGGGUCCCAGUGUGCAGGUCACCAGGCUGCUGCCCGCGGGACGCACGGAGUCCAGCAAUCGCCAGGAUCCGCAGACACGAGAAUCGGAGCCUGGCGUCCCGGGUCUCCGUCCGGGUUCUGCUUCGGGUCCCAGCACUGAUGGCGCCCCAGCUCUGGGCAAGGGGCGCAGGGUUCGGGCGGCGCCGGUGGCCGGUGCAGCUUCGGCUUCGCGCGCACAGGUCUCGCUCAUCAGCACGUCGUUCGUGCUCAAGGGAGACGCGACGCACAACCAGGCGAUGGUACACUGGACAGGAGAGAACAGCAGCGUCAUCCUGAUCCUGACGAAGUACUACCAUGCAGACAUGGGGAAGGUUCUGGAAAGUUCUCUCUGGAGGUCCUCAGAUUUUGGGACAACCUACACCAAGCUUACUCUCCAACCUGGUGUCACCACUGUCAUUGACAACUUCUAUAUCUGCCCUGCUAACAAAAGAAAGAUCAUCCUGGUGAGCUCAUCCCUCGGUGACAGGGAACAGAGCCUCUUCCUCAGCACUGACGAGGGCACCACAUUCCAGAAGUAUCCUGUCCCCUUCCUUGUGGAGACUCUCCUCUUUCACCCAAAGGAGGAGGACAAGGUUCUUGCCUACACCAAGGACAGCAAGCUGUAUGUGUCGUCCGACCUGGGGAAGAAGUGGACACUGCUGCAGGAACAGGUGACCAAGGACCACGUGUUCUGGGCUGUGUCUGGGGUGGAUGACGACCCCAACCUGGUCCACAUGGAAGCACGGGACCUCAGUGGAGGCUAUCGGUACUACACGUGUCUGAUCCACAACUGCUCAGCCCAGCCACACACAGCACCCUUCCCUGGCCCCACUGACCGAGGGUCCCUGACCGUGCAGGAUGAGUACAUCUUUUUGAAGGCGACAUCAACAAACCGAACCAAAUACUAUGUCUCUUAUCGCCGCAGCGACUUUGUCCUGAUGAAGCUGCCCAAGUAUGCCCUGCCCAAGGACCUACAGAUCAUCAGCACAGAUGAGCAGCAGGUGUUCGUGGCCGUCCAGGAGUGGAACCAGGUGGACACCUACAACCUGUACCAGUCGGACCUGCGUGGAGUGCGCUAUUCGCUGGUGCUGGAGAACGUGCGCAGCUCGAGGCAGGCUGAGGAGAAUGUGGUCAUCGACAUCCUUGAGGUCAGAGGGGUGAAGGGAGUCUUCUUGGCAAACCAGAAAGUGGAUGGCAAGGUGACAACAGUCAUAACCUACAACAAGGGCCGUGACUGGGAUUACCUGAGGCCACCCAGCACUGACAUGAAUGGGAAACCUACCAACUGCCAGCCACCGGACUGCCACCUGCACCUGCACCUGCGCUGGGCAGACAACCCCUAUGUGUCAGGCACGGUACACACCAAGGACACUGCCCCUGGCCUCAUCAUGGGUGCAGGUAACCUGGGCUCACAGUUGGUGGAGUAUAAAGAGGAAAUGUACAUCACAUCUGACUGCGGGCACACCUGGAGACAGGUCUUUGAGGAAGAGCACCAUGUCCUGUACCUGGACCACGGUGGUGUCAUUGCUGCCAUCAAGGACACCUCCAUCCCCCUGAAGACCCUCAAGUUCAGCGUGGACGAGGGCCACACUUGGAGUACACACAACUUCACCAGCACCUCAGUGUUCGUGGAUGGGCUGCUGAGCGAACCAGGGGAUGAAACGCUGGUCAUGACGGUCUUUGGUCACAUCAGCUUCCGCUCUGACUGGGAGCUGGUCAAGGUGGACUUCCGGCCCUCCUUCCCCAGGCCAUGUGUUGAGGAUGACUAUAGCUCCUGGGACCUCACUGACCUCCAGGGUGACCACUGUAUCAUGGGCCAGCAGAGAAGUUACCGGAAGAGAAAGUCCACGUCCUGGUGUGUCAAGGGGAGGAGCUUCACGUCAGCACUCACAUCCCGUGUGUGCAAGUGCCGGGACUCUGACUUCCUCUGUGACUACGGGUUUGAGCGCUCAUCUUCCUCAGAGUCUACUGUCAACAAGUGCUCUGCCAACUUCUGGUUCAACCCCCUGUCUCCUCCUGAAGACUGUGUCCUAGGACAGACCUAUACCAGUAGCCUUGGGUACCGGAAGGUGGUGUCCAAUGUGUGCGAAGGUGGUGUGGACCUGCAGCAGAGCCCAGUGCAGCUGCAGUGCCCCCUACAAGCACCGCGGGGCCUGCAGGUGAGCAUCCGAGGAGAGGCAGUGGCUGUGCGACCUAGAGAAGAUGUGCUGUUUGUGGUGCGACAGGAACAGGGUGAUGUCCUGACCACUAAGUAUCAGGUGGAUCUUGGGGACGGCUUCAAGGCCAUGUACGUGAACCUCACUCUGACAGGCGAGCCCAUUCGGCACCACUACGAGAGUCCUGGCAUCUACCGUGUGUCUGUCAGGGCUGAGAACAUGGCAGGCCACGAUGAGGCUGUGCUCUUUGUCCAGGUCAACUCUCCCCUGCAGGCCCUCUACCUCGAAGUAGUCCCUGUCAUUGGCAUCAACCAAGAGGUGAACCUCACAGCUGUGCUGUUACCGCUGAACCCCAAUCUCACUGUCUUCUACUGGUGGAUCGGCCACAGCUUGCAGCCUCUGCUUUCCUUGGACAACUCCGUGACAACAAGGUUUACAGAUGCUGGGGAUGUGCGUGUGACAGUGCAAGCUGCCUGUGGGAACUCGGUGCUCCAGGACUCCAGGCUCGUCCGUGUGCUCGAUCAGUUCCAGGUGGUGCCUCUGCAGUUCUCCAGGGACCUGGACACCUUUAACCCCAACACGCCUGAAUGGAGGGAGGACGUGGGAUUGGUGGUCACCCGACUUCUCUCCAAGGAGACCAGCAUCCCAGAGGAGCUACUAGUGACUGUGGUCAAGCCAGGGCUGCCCACCAUAGCGGAUCUGUAUGUGCUUCUGCCUCCUCCCAGGCCCACAAGGAAGAGGAGCCUCACAAGUGACAAGAGGCUGGCAGCUGUGCAGCAGGCACUGAACUCCCACAGGAUCAGCUUCAUCCUUCGAGGAGGGCUUCGUGUCCUGGUGGAGCUGAGGGACACAGAUGCAGGUCCUCAGAGGCCGGGUGGCAGUGGUGGCUACUGGGCUGUGGUGGUCCUCUUUGUCAUCGGGCUCUUUGCAGUAGGAGCAUUCAUCCUCUACAAGUUCAAAAGCAGGAAGCGCCCAGGCAGGACGGUGUACGCCCAGAUGCACAAUGAGAAGGAACAGGAGAUGACAAGUCCCGUGAGCCACAGUGAGGACGCCCAGAGCGCCAUGCAAGGCAACCACUCAGGUGUGGUCCUGAGCAUCAACUCUCGAGAGAUGCAUAGCUACCUGGUGGGCUGAUGGCAUCAGCUGGCCAGGACACGCUCCUCCUGCUUCCUUCAUAGAGGGCGCAGGACCGCAAGUACAGCUGGAACGACACACCCUCUGAGACCUGUGGAAAGGCCAACUCCUCUAGCUGUCCCCACUCAGAGGACAGACACCUCUCCCUGUCAGCCCCAGCUGGCCCAUGGGAUCCUGGGACAGCCGACUCAUGACCCACCUGGACAUGGGCCUGUGGUGCCACACAAAGUCCCCACCCUUGACUCUGAGGCAUCACAGUCCUUAGACCUGAGCAUGCUGCCCUGGCUGCUCCAACUUGCCACUGCAGCCCAGGACUGGCUUCUCCUGCCUGGGGCUGGACCAGCCUAUUUCUGGGGUGAGCCUGCAGCCACCCCACCCCACACACUCCAGACUUGUAGACCUGCUCAGCCCUGGCCCCACAGUCCCUGUCCCUGCAGGGGACCCCAGAGCCAGGAAGUCUAUGGGCCAGACCUGUCUAACACCACCUUCCAGGCAGCCACUCUUCACUGCAGUGUAAAUACCUGCCCGGGUAGAGCUAUUUGAGUUUGGGGGGCUCUUUCUUUUAGCUUUCUGUUUUCAAGGCCAGGCAAUAGAAUCCAUCUACGUUCUAUCAGAAUCCCAUUCUCAGAACCCCUCUUUCAGAAUGCCCAGAGCUGGGCCUAGAGGGGCAAAUAAUCUCUCUGAUUUUCCCUCAGGGCUAUGGGGUUGGAGGCAAGAAAGGGAGGAACCCUUACAUGCAAUUCCAGCUAUGUCCAGCAGGAUGCACCCUUCCACAGCUUCUAGGCUGAUGACUGCUUUCUGGUCAGGGCUGGGCUCUAGAAAUGUCUACAGGCCCCAGAAAGGCACAUUAGCUGAAUACAUCAGGCUCUGAUGCCCUAUGGUUUGAGGGACCCUUGUGGAACCAACCAGGAGAGGUGUGGGAGGGCAGCGUCUCCUGGUGAAAUGAACUAGAGGAUCCAGGGACUUGUGGCCCUUUCAAGGUCGUAGAAAGAAAAGCAGCAGAGGUAGCCCUAGAGUCACCUGCUGUCUGCUCCCACUGCCAAGUCAGGGACCCAGCACAGGUUGACACUGUGAGCUGGCACAAUUCACCUUUUGCCUUGAACUGAAGUCAGUAUUCCCUUCCCUUCCCCUCCUCUUCCCUCCUCCCACCUCAGACUCUUGCUGCCCCACCAGAAAGCCCAGGCUGGCCUGGUGCCAGGCCUAGGUGUCUCCCCACCCGCUGCUGCUGCUGCUGCACACCCACCAGCACCCACCAGUUCUCCCUGGGGAAGAGCUGUGGUCUAUAUAGGAGGAGAGGUCUAGGACAGACCCUCACACAGGACAGCUCAGCACUCCAGACACUCAUGUCACAGACCAGGGCAGCUAUGUGGGCACAAAGCCGGUCUGUGGGAGGAUCUCAACUGUACCCCAAUAUCUCUCACUUUCUGCCACUCUCUGGGGCUCAGGGGUCCCUCCAGAGGUAACUGCAGGCUGUCCUCCCUGUGAGGGGCUACCAAUGGGACCCUAGUGCCAGGGAAGGCUGUGACACUCUAAGGCAUUUGCCCCACAUGGCUUCUUGCUAUCUCAAAAGAAACCUAAGCAGAGACCUUUCCCCCAUCCAUGUCCCCACAACACUGUAUCAUCCAGUCCCACACAGAAGGAGAUGCUCACACACCAUAGUCUCCACUAGGUCCACGGUCAGCACAGAACCCCUGGAUGUAGCCCAUCACUUUAGCCCACCAGUGCCUGGGGUACCAACUGUAGGUCUUUGCCUUCCUGGAGCACUGUGUUACCCUCAAGGACACUUGGGUAGGCUUUCCCUUGAUGUUCAGGUUUUGUGUUACUAUUUCUAUUAAGAACAUUUGGAGUGCAUAGACCCAGGAGCCUCCCUGUUCUCAUCUCUGUAACUGCAGACAGCUAUGCAGGCACAGAGUUUCCCUGCUUCUCAGCCGAGGUGCCAUGCAUUGUAUAGUCAGGGGCAAAAGCCCCACGGACAGCCCAGAUGCCACCAGCUCAGGGGCUCACAAGCACUCUCCACUGGGACCUGUGCAUACCUGGCAUGUGGGCAUAGCUGAGGUGAUAAAUUCUUUGUUUUUUCCUUUCUAAAAAAAAAAAAACCAAUAAAUCAUUUGUGAUGGUUUUAACAAA